Molecule: messenger RNA, 645 nt
Organism: Zootoca vivipara (common lizard)
Lineage: Eukaryota; Metazoa; Chordata; Lepidosauria; Squamata; Lacertidae
Gene: SERTM1
Product: serine rich and transmembrane domain containing 1
Cellular component (GO): intracellular membrane-bounded organelle
Source: RefSeq, a predicted model, not a curated record
UAGGUCUCCUCCGUUUAUUUUACAACACACACAAAUAAAAUGUCAGAACUCCACCCAACCUCUGGAUUAAUAUCAAAUAUGGAAAAUGGGACUUUUCUGGAGCUGUAUCCCACCUCUCUCUCAACAUCCAUGGAUUCAUCUUCCGGACACAUGUCUAACGUCUAUGUCUAUGUUUCGAUAUUCCUCAGCCUCUUGGCAUUUCUUCUUUUGCUAUUAAUCAUUGCCCUUCAGAGGCUGAAGAACAUAAUCUCUUCCAGUUCUUCCUACCCAGAAUACACCAGUGAUGCUGGGAGUUCCUUCACUAACCUAGAAGUCUGUAGUAUUUCUUCCCAGCGGUCUGCUUUUUCAAAUCUUUCCUCCUGAAAAGGAAUGAAAGAGAAUACAUUGGGAGAUGGAAGAACUUUGUCAAACUCUUGGGGGGAAGUUAUGCAUGCAGUAUUUUCUUUGGAGGACUAAUAGUCAUAAAAGAGGUGACUUUUAAUUUUCACUUUGAUUUUCCUUUUCCUUUUUAGUCUGCAUUUCCUCUCUUUAUUAAUGACAUUUUUCAUCUCUGAGCAGUGAAAUUGAUGGUGCCUCCUGCCUGAUCAUGGCCUCCUGCCUGUAAUAGUGUUGUAGCGUUUCCCCAACCCAUUUAAACUGGGUCUU